AUGGGUCACAUCAAGCUGACAGAUUUCGGGUUGUCGAAAAUUGGUCUCAUGAAUCGAACAACCUUGGUAGCUGAAGGUUUUGAAAACGCGAUCGAUACUCAGCAGUUUAAAGACAAGCAACUUUGUGGUACUCCUGAGUACAUCGCACCUGAAGUGAUUCUGCGUCAGGGUUACGGUAAACCGGUGGAUUGGUGGGCACUGGGUGUGAUUUUGUACGAGUUUCUUGUCGGUUGUGUACCAUUUUUCGGAGAUUCGCCAGAGGACCUGUUCUCCAAAGUGAUAUCAGGAGCCAUUAUCGGCGCCCCUCAGCUAAUGGCGCAUCCGUUCUUCGCAUCACUAGACUUCAACACGCUUCUUCGCCAAAAAGCUGAGUUUGUACCGCAGCUGGAGAAUGAAGAAGAUACAAGCUAUUUCGACAGUGAGUACAAUAUCGCUAAUACUCGUAACCUAUGA
Molecule: messenger RNA, 453 nt
Organism: Cooperia oncophora
Lineage: Eukaryota; Metazoa; Nematoda; Chromadorea; Rhabditida; Trichostrongylidae
Source: the annotation of a GenBank genome assembly